AUGGAAUCCUUCAAGUUUGGGAUUGGACGCCAAGCCCCACGCGGCGUCCCCCAGCCAUGGAGCCACCCAGUCAAACCAAAAGCACUGGGUAUACAAUCGGAGUACAUACUUCCUCCGUACGACCAACCCAACAACUUGAACGGUGUCUCAGAUCCGGGAUACCUUGCUUGCAUUCUUGCACUUGCACUCGAACGACCUUACGCAUCUGAUCUGAUCAAAUACUCUAUCAAGCCCCCGCAACCCAAUUGGGUACACACAUCAGCAAUCAUGGUCAAACGCAACGUCGCCAUUGCGAUCAUCAUCAUCGUCCUCUUCCUCCUUCUAGCCCUUGCCGGCUUUGCCAUCUGGGCCGUACAGAACCACGUCUCCUUCUUCUCCAAGAAGCGCGACCCAGAUGAGGAGAGUGCGGAAGGGUGA
Messenger RNA from Penicillium waksmanii, 417 nucleotides. RefSeq lists its product as uncharacterized. The record is from RefSeq and is a predicted model, not a curated record. The coding region runs from base 1 to 417 and encodes 138 amino acids. The transcript has 2 exons. Lineage: Eukaryota; Fungi; Ascomycota; Eurotiomycetes; Eurotiales; Aspergillaceae.